AUGGCGUCAAAGCUGGAUUCCCUACACCCUGCGGAUGUGGCUGAUAUUUUAGAGGCCUUGCCACUCGACCAGCGCUUGGAUGUUUGGGAACUGGUCAAGGUUGAGCGUGAUGGCGAUAUCUUGCUGGAAGUUUCAGAUGCUGUUCGCCAAACGCUCAUUGCGGACAUGAACUCGGAUGAGUUGCUGGCUGCUGCCGAGCAACUGGACACCGAUGAGUUAGCAGACUUAGCGCCAGACUUACCUAAAGAUGUGUUGCAAGAUUUGCUGGAUAACUUAGAUGCGCAAAAUCGUGCGCGUUUGCAAUCAGCACUAUCGUAUUCUGAAGAUGCUGUUGGCGCGAUUAUGGACUUUGAUAUUGUCACGAUACGUGAAGAUAUUACACUUGAAGUCGCCUUGCGUUACAUGCGCCGCCUUGGUAGUUUGCCAGACCACACGGAUAAGCUUUUUGUGGUAGAUAGAAAUGAAAUUUUACGUGGCGUUCUACCGUUAAAGUUGUUAGUUGUGAGCGAUUUAGAUGCCAUUGUAUCUGACAUCAUGUCUGACGAUGCGGUGACUUUUCACCCUGAAGACAUUGCGGAUGAAGCCGCCAAAGCGUUUGAGCGCUAUGACUUAGUCACAGCACCCGUAGUGGAUGUCAAUAAUAAACUGGUUGGGCGUGUGACUGUGGAUGCGGUGAUGGAUUUGAUUAGGGAGGAAGCUGAAAGUGAUAUGCUUUCAAUGGCCGGCUUGCGUGAAGAAGAAGACUUUUUCGCGUCCGUUUGGAAGUCUGUACAAAACCGUUGGGCUUGGCUGGCCAUUAACCUAGUGACAGCUUUAGUGGCUUCGCGCGUGAUUGGCCUAUUUGAAGGCUCUAUUGAGAAAAUUGUUGCACUUGCAGCCUUGAUGCCCAUUGUGGCUGGCAUUGGUGGCAACUCUGGUAACCAAACCACCACGAUGAUAGUGCGAGGGCUCGCUUUAGGCCAAGUGGCUUCGCACAAUAUGCAAUCACUCAUUACCAAAGAGCUAGGUGUGGCCUUGCUCAAUGGCCUUCUCUGGGGUGGUGUUUUGGGCGUGAUUGCUACUGCCAAAUCCGCCUUCACCGCGGUCACUUGCAUCAAAAUCAUCUACUACGUGAAACUCCGCCUGCACCACGGGCACAAUGACUAA
Molecule: messenger RNA, 1146 nt
Organism: Darwinula stevensoni
Lineage: Eukaryota; Metazoa; Arthropoda; Ostracoda; Podocopida; Darwinulidae
Source: the annotation of a GenBank genome assembly